Molecule: messenger RNA, 1422 nt
Organism: Priceomyces carsonii
Lineage: Eukaryota; Fungi; Ascomycota; Pichiomycetes; Serinales; Debaryomycetaceae
Exons: 1
Coding region: 1-1422 (473 amino acids)
Biological process (GO): tRNA processing
Molecular function (GO): ATP binding; ligase activity, forming carbon-nitrogen bonds
Source: RefSeq, a predicted model, not a curated record
AUGAUUAGCAAUGAAUAUUUUUCACGCAACUUGCUUAAAAUAAUUGGUCUGCUGUGUCUUCCCCGCAGAAUCCUAGUUGGUGUGUCAGGGGGAGUUGACUCAAUAUGUCUAGCUUUUUUACUAAGUGAAUAUAGAAAGCGAUAUCAACCUGAGUUGGAGAUAACCGCAGUCACAAUUGACCACUCGUAUCGCCAUGAAUCUAAUCGAGAAGCCAUAUCGGUGGGAGAGCAGGUAAAGAAGUGGGGACUUAAUCAUAUCAUUAGGAAGUUGGAAUAUGACAAACCGGUCCACAGUAUUUCUAAUUUUGAAGAGGUGGCACGCCAGAAGAGAUUCGAAGAAUUUAGAUCAGUUAGCAAGGAGAUAAAAUCGAAAUUCAUAUUCGUUGGUCAUAACCAGGAUGAUCAGAUAGAAACGUAUCUUCAAAGAUUGCAGCAAGGGUCCACCUUAUUUGGACUUCGUGGUUUGCAACUGUUUACGCCCCUACCAAUGCCCGCUGAAGAUCCUGCGGACGUAAACAUCUUUCUUGUGAGGCCAUUGCUUGGGUUUAGUAAGGAAGAGAUUAGGUCUAAUUGUUGCGAGCGAGGUAUUGAGUGGUUUGAAGAUAAGACGAACAAUGAUAUUUUUUUGACAAAGCGAAAUAGAUUGAGAUUCUUGGUAAAGGAAGUGUCUACUGGAAUGUUAUCUUCAAAUUCCCUGAUACUUUUGAAACUGAAUCUUAUAAAAACUCACAAUGAAGUCGUACGUUAUACUGAUAAAGUCGAUCAGCAUGCAAAAGAGUUGUAUAAGACGAUUGAAAACUCUUUAACUUUUAAUAAGGGGAAUGGGAGCCUAGUGCUAAAUAUUCCAAUUCGUUUUAUGACCCAUGAAAUGGAUUUGAUCCUAAGCAGACUUCUUUAUUGGUUGCUUUAUCCGAUAUCAUCUAUCAAGCAUUACCAUUGGGCAUAUGCAAAGAUUGAGCGACAAAUGGUGCCGAAAUUAAUAAGGUUAAAAGAAGGAAACGAGAAUAGAAUAAAACUUGUUUGUUUAAAUUUGACUAUUGUGGCAGCAGUCAACCAUAAAACGGGAAAUAUAAUGUUAACCUGUUUUAGACAACCUCUUCUAAAGGAAGAUAAUUUUAGGAAUUCCUUAAGUAUCACGUCGUCACUGACAUGGGGUCAUUGGAUUUUGUUUGAUAGAAGAUUCUGGCUUCGAUUUCGGCUGCCUUUUCAAUUCUGCUUACGCAUAGUUCCUUUUACGAAAAAUAUACAUACGAGCCUUUUAAAUGAGGUUUGUGACAUAAAAGAGCGCCAUAUUGAAGGUGAAUAUUUGGAAGGAGUUCCAUUGGUUUUUAAGGAGAAUUCAUUAGUAUCUGUACCAACGUAUGACUUGUUUAUUGAAAAAAAUAUAGAGGUUGAAUGGUGCUUGAAGCAACAUCGUUUAUAG